AUGCACUGGGAGGAGAGAGCAGCAGUCGAGAGGACGACUGGGACUCAGAGCAGUGCAGCAGGAAACACCAUCCUGGACAGAGAGGAGUUUGGGGCCCAGGCUUGCCCCUCUGCAGUGACCCACAGGAGUAAGAGGAGAGAGGGGGAUGUGUCUGGGAGACGGUUGGUGCUGGUGGACACUCCAGACUGGUUCUGUCCUGGACUCUCUCUGGAGGAGAUGAGACAUGAUGUGGGGCUCUGUGUCCAUCUGUCUGCCCCGGGACCGCACGCCUUCCUCCUGGUCAUACCAGUGGAGCCCUCUAAUGGGGAGGAGAGAGGGGUGCUGGAGAGAAUAGAGGAGAUGUUUGGGGAGGGUUGUUGGGAACACACUGUGAUUCUAUUCACCCAUGCUGAUGGCCUGAAAGAGCAGAGCAUUGAGGAGUUUCUCCAAGCAGGGAGUCAGGACCUCCAGCAGCUUGUAGAGAAAUGUGGGAGCAGGUACCACGUCCUCAACAUUAAGGACAGGGCCCAUGGCACUCAGGUCCCAGAGCUGCUGGAGCAGGUAGAGGAGAUGGUGGCAGGAAAUAGAGAGAGAUUCUACAGCAGUCAGACUUACCAGGAGGCAGAGGACCAGGUGUGUUGCAGCAACCUCAGCACCCCUACUUCCUUCGGCUAUGGGCUGACAUAG
Coregonus clupeaformis (lake whitefish) is the source of this 666-nucleotide messenger RNA. RefSeq names its product GTPase IMAP family member 9-like. NCBI's taxonomy places the organism in Eukaryota, Metazoa, Chordata, Actinopteri, Salmoniformes, Salmonidae. Bases 1 to 666 code for a protein of 221 amino acids. The record is from RefSeq and is a predicted model, not a curated record. Gene Ontology annotation, molecular function: GTP binding. The transcript has 2 exons.